AUGUUCAGGUCGGUGUUCAAAUCUGGCCUACGGGCUUCAUAUAACGUUCUGGAGAACCCUACUUUGACAUCCGAACCUUGGCAAAUAUACCCUGCCAAACACAAGCUGCUGGGACGUCAAGCACUGGUGUUCAUUUUCGACAAGACAAAAUUUGAGGCUAAUGUAAGUCGAAUCAACGGCCAACAAUCGCCUCGUCAAAUCAUCAGUGAGUGUUAUGAGCUAAUCCGAAACUCAAUCAACGAACUUCUGAAGCUACGUCAUCCUCAAGUGUUAACGGUGCUCGAACCACUCGAGGAAACUAAGACCAAGUUUUUAUUUGCCGCUGAACCCGUCACCGAUACCCUCGCAACUUUAAACCUUGAUAACAUCGAUGAGCUUACUAUUCAACAAGGUUUGCUUCAAAUUGCGAAGUGUUUGCAAUUUUUACACAACCACGGUAAUAUUAUCCACUUCAACUUACAACCGCUGUCCAUCUAUAUCAAUGCUGAUGGAGAUUGGAAAGUUGCAGGGUUCAUGUUUGUUAAAAAUCUUGGCGUGAUUCCUCCAGGUGAACGUGAAAAUUUUAGACUUAUGGACAAUUCCCUGCCCGUGCCUUUCGCUAACUUGAAUCUUCAGUUUGUCGCUCCUGAAUUAAUUUUCGAUAAUUCCAACGCUCAACUUGAUUUCACAAACGAUAUGUGGCUGUUGGCUUGCAUCAUCUUUUACUUGUUCAAUCAUGGCGAACAGUUAAUCGCUUGUUUCGAUUCAAGCAAUAUAAACGACUAUCGAAGUGCCUUUAAGAAAUUCGAGCAAAAGUUCUAUAAUCGCAGGCCAGAGGAUCUUGGCUUCGUGCUCAAGGAUGUCCCCGCGGGGCUAUACCCUGUAUUCACAAGAUUGAUGGCUCGCUACCCCAUGGAUCGUUUGUCGGUUGACCAGUUUAUUGAUAGCGAUUACUUCAACGGCUCCAUCAUCAAAGCAAUGUGGUUCCUAGAUGAGUUCACCACGAAAACGUUGGAGGAAAAGCAAAUUUUCCUCAGGGCUUUAUUGGAUGACGAAUUACUUGAGCAAUUUCCGAAAAAGUUUAAGCAGACCAAGUUGUUACAUUUAGCUACUGAUCAAGUAGUCAGUGAACUCAAUGUGUUGACCGCGGGGCUAAUUGAUCCCGAUGUUGAUCAGUUGAUUCUGUAUUUAUUGCAAUUGAUAUUCAUCAUUGGCAAUCUGUUACUGGGAUUGACUUUUCAAGAUCGGGUUUACGCUGUAAUCUUCAAAGGUAAUGGGCUGAAAAAGAAAGAUUGCGUGUACAAAAAGCUCAUAAAUCUGCUGAUCAAAACUCGAUUGACCAUUGUUGAGAAUUAUGAUGUACUCAACUCGAAGCUAAAUGAUCGUGAAUUUUGUGAUAUUGUGCGGUCAAUGUUAGAUCUUGUUUUCUUGCCGCCCCUGGAUGAAGUGGCUCGCAAUCAAAAUGACCAAAUCAAACUACAAGAACUGUUCCUCAAAUCAAUUCCGACUUUUGCAUCCAAAUUUGAUUUCCCUUACAUCAAAAACACUUUAUUCCCGAUGUUGUGCACAGUAUUUAAGACUACGACAAUCCUCCUGACCAAGCUUGAAACUAUUAUAACAUUCGAGGCACUUGUGGAGCAGAAGAUCGUCGACAAAUUUAUUGUCGUUGAGCAAUUGUUGCCAAUUUUCAAAAACCUCAAAUCGCGUGAUAAGCGUGUGGUUAAGUUGGUGCUUGACUUUUUCAAUAAGCUCACGUUGAGUGAUCAUAUUGCCCUCGACUUGGAGAACCUGGUCGACCUUGUUCUACCUCAAUGUUUGUCAUUGGCCUUUGGUUGUAGUGACUGUACCAAGCAGGAAUUUACCCAUUUCAUGGCAACCAUCAGUGCUAUGCAGAAAAAGAUGACAGAGAAAAAACUUGCACUGCUUUCAGAAGGACGAACUCACGACAAUUUUGAUUCCUUCAUUUCCACUCAACAAAUCAGUUCCGGCAAAGACCUGUUGGAGCGUAACCCCAGAAGUGACACUCUCAAGCCUCAAAAACCGUCUGCACCGCUGCGUGGCUCGUCACUUCAAUCUCCACAACAAUCGCAGCCUACAUCAAAACCUCUUCAGCCUCAAGUUCAGGCAAAAGGUCUCCGACUUCAAUCUAAAGCUACCGCCGUAAAGACGCUGAACCUUUCUUUCGGAGCUACAAACCCAGCCGAGGCGGCAUCAACAAGUCGCAUGCUUGAUACGUUGCAUUCAAACAUGGAUAACCAAAGUAGCACUAUCAAUGGGUUCCAAAUUUCGACGCCAUCCCUGCCAGCGACGCCAACAUUGAACUGGUCCCUGGAAUCCAGUAAAUCGACUAACACGACCAAUAAUUACACCCCUAAUUUUGUGUCUGCUCAUUCCUCGCCAUUGUCACCGUCUAUGCAACCAAUGCAACCGUUGACUCCAAAAAGUCGAUCUACGUCAAAUUUUCCCCCGGGUUUCCAGGCUAACUUGUCACCCAUGGUAGCUGAAAGAUCGACGCAAAACAAGCCUGUGUAUCAAUCUGAUAGUCUUAUUUGA
This is a messenger RNA of Diutina rugosa, 2532 nucleotides long. RefSeq lists its product as uncharacterized. The record is from RefSeq and is a predicted model, not a curated record. Gene Ontology annotation, molecular function: ATP binding; protein kinase activity. Bases 1 to 2532 code for a protein of 843 amino acids. The transcript has a single exon. Gene Ontology annotation, biological process: protein phosphorylation. NCBI's taxonomy places the organism in Eukaryota, Fungi, Ascomycota, Pichiomycetes, Serinales, Debaryomycetaceae.